This is a messenger RNA of Castor canadensis (American beaver), 3237 nucleotides long. RefSeq names its product transmembrane protein 135 (gene Tmem135). NCBI's taxonomy places the organism in Eukaryota, Metazoa, Chordata, Mammalia, Rodentia, Castoridae. The record is from RefSeq and is a predicted model, not a curated record.
GGCAAGAGGGCGGCGGUUGGUGUCCGCGCCGCUCCCUCCCGAGCCCCGGCUGUUCCCCUGCGCGCGGCUCCCCGUCAUGGCGGCCCUCAGCAAGUCCAUCCCUCAUAACUGCUACGAGAUCGGCCACACUUGGCACCCUUCCUGCCGGGUCUCCUUCGUGCAGAUCACUUGGGCGGCCCUGGAGGAGUCCCUGAAGAUCUAUGCUCCCCUGUACUUGAUUGCAGCAAUUCUCCGAAAACGAAAAUUAGACUAUUAUUUAUACAAGCUACUCCCAGAGAUCCUGCAAUCUGCUUCAUUCCUGACUGCUAACGGGGCCUUAUAUAUUGUUUGGUUUUGCACUUUAAGGAAGAUACUUGGGAAAUUCUACUCAUGGACUCCUGGAUUUGGUGCUGCUUUGCCAGCUUCCUAUGCGGCCAUUCUGAUUGAAAGGAAAAGCAGGACUAUUGGAAGAAUAAAAUAUGAUUUCAUAUUGAUUAUUCCUUGUAUGAGAGGGCUGCUAACAAUUUAUAUGGCCAACUUGGCCACAGAAACACUGUUUAGAAUGGGUGUGGCAAGAGGAACCAUUACAACAUUAAGAAAUGGAGAAGUCCUUUUGUUCUGCAUCACAGCAGCCAUGUACAUGUUCUUUUUCAGGUGCAAAGAUGGUUUGAAAGGAUUUACAUUUUCUGCACUUAGGUUCAUUGUAGGGAAGGAAGAAAUUCCCACACAUUCUUAUUCACCAGAGGCAGCAUAUGCAAAAGUGGAACAAAGGAUAGAGGAACAUGAGGAAAAACCAAGAAGAAUGAACAUAAUUACUCUAGUUAAGAAACUUGUGGAUUCAAUAUGCAAGCAUGGACCAAGGCAUAGAUGUUGCAAACACUAUGAAGAUAAUUGUAUCUCUUACUGCAUUAAAGGCUUCAUCAGAAUGUUUAGUGUGGGAUACUUGAUCCAAUGCUGCCUCCGAAUCCCCUCUGCCUUUAGGCAUCUGUUUACACAGCCAUCUCGGUUACUUUCUCUCUUCUACAACAAAGAAAACUUUCAGCUUGGAGCUUUUCUUGGCUCUUUUGUUAGUAUAUACAAGGGUACGAGUUGCUUCUUGCGCUGGAUCAGAAACCUAGAUGAUGAACUGCAUGCUAUUAUUGCUGGAUUUUUGGCAGGCAUAUCAAUGAUGUUUUAUAAAAGCACCACAAUUUCCAUGUACCUAGCUUCCAAAUUGGUGGAGACAAUGUAUUUCAAAGGCAUUGAAGCAGGGAAGGUUCCAUAUUUCCCUCAGGCGGAUACUAUCAUCUAUUCCAUCUCCACAGCAAUUUGUUUCCAUGCAGCUGUCAUGGAAGUUCAGAACUUGAGACCAUCUUACUGGAAGUUCCUUUUAAGGCUCACCAAGGGCAGAUUUGCUGUCAUGAACCGAAAAGCCCUGGAUGUGUUUGGUACUGGUGCAUCUAAGGAAUUUCAGGAUUUCAUCCCUAGAUUGGAUCCAAGAUACACAGUUGUAACACCAGAGUUGCCCAUAGAGUUUUCUUGAAGAUGACUGUAAAUUGUUAAUGUGACUGUCUGUUUCAUCAUUUUUAUCCUGAAGGGUUAUUAUGUUCAACACAAAGAAGGAGGCCCGAGCUCCAACUUCAGUGUUAUUUCAAUGAGAGAUGCUUUUUUUUUUUUCCUUAUCAAUCAGAAAUACAGAAGCUUUUUAGACAGGUGUUGCUUAAUAAUUAAGCUUCCUCUGUAGCCAGAAUCUGAUUCUGGAUCUCUGUAGUGGUUGACAUUAUGAUAUAUUAUUGAUUAAAUUAUGUCCACAAACAAUAUUGAAUAAUCUAUAUAGAAAUGAAAUAACAAGAGUAAAAUUACUUAAAAAGAUGUCUUUAGUUCAUUCCAAUAUAUUCUUGGUUAAAACUAAGAAUAUUUCUAUAGUUUAGGAUUUACAAAGGAUCACGGGUACAUGGAUUUGGUCUGUAUUUUUUUAACUUUUGAAUGGGUAUCUGUAGUAUGGAAUGUUAUAGAUUUAAAGGACCUCUCCACAGACAAUGCUGCUCAGUGUAGAGCAACAUGGAGAAAGCGGCCAUUCUUACAUCAGGGAUGCAAAGAUGGUUCUUAAACCAUUUGGGUCAAUGUCCUAGUGGUGUGAAUGCUCUUUUAUUCAGCUGAUGACACUGUCUUUCUCAGUGACCAGAUGGGCUAUUUGGCAGUCCGGUGAACUUACAUUCUUGUGGCAGGUUAGGAACAAAUGAAAAUUAACACAUCUGCUACAGUUGAAAUCUUUUACAGUAGCAUUAUACUUGACUAUUUAAAAUCAAAUAUUUGAAAACAAAUCACUUAGGCUUCCUAUAAGUAUAGGACAUUUGUUUUCACUUAGAAGGACUGACUUCUUUGUAGCACAGUUUGUGUACUGUGGUUGUCUAAGAAGGGAUCAAAAUACAAUGGAACAAAAAAGUUUUGGCAAGUUUGAUAGUUUGUUCCUUCUCAACUGUUUCAUCUACAUAAUUUACAACUGAAUACAAAAACCCAGCAGUUGUUAAAGAGUCUGUUUCAUUACUAACUGGAUUCAUGCUCUCAUGCUUCCUUUUCAGAAGUCUUUGUCAUCCGUCCUUUUCACUCUGGAGUUAAGAAGUGGCAAAAUAUAGUCAUUGCUGAUUAUGAAAGUAGUUCAGACUGCUGAUUGAAAUAUAGUCAUUAGAGUAUAUCAGGGAAAAGUUAUGCAUUUUUAAGCUAAUAAAAGGCUUAAGCGGUUGCGAUGUCCUCAGUUAAUGUAACAUAUAGGAACAAUGGCAUUUAAAAAAAUAUGAUCUCAUUGCUAAAAUGUUUUUAGGCCAUUGUAAAUGAUGCAGUAGAACUUGUGUUACAGCAGAAUUGUAACCUAGAAGUUAAAAAUGCUUAAUCCUUCAUAUUUAAUUUCAUCAAGCCUUGUAUACGUCUGUUUAUUUGUAAUCCUAUCCUUGGUUGUUACGACACAUUGAAACCCAACAAAAAGACAGACUCUAGUGCUGUGGUAACAAAGAGAGCCACUUUAAUUUGGUCAAAAUUUUGCAUUGUGAUUAACUUAGAGUGGAUUUGUCCAUUUGGCCAUACUGUUAAAGGAUCAUUUUGGUUUUAGACUUCAACACUGAUUAAUAAAUGUAGUUUUAAGUUUUUGUUCACUGGGAUCAAAAUGAUGAUUAGUACUGUGUUUAUUUUUUUAAUGAAGUAUUAAAGCACUGAGAAAGCAUGGCUACCUGCACCUCAUUUUCUCUAUUUAGAAUUUAUGUUUAUACAGUUUUCUUGUCAGGU